UGUGGGGUGUUCAUUGGGUCCACGGAGGUGGCGGGGGUUGAGUGCCAGACGCGGCCUGGCAGACAGCGCAUUGCUAGCGCUUCCAGCCCCGUGCAAGCAGGUCUCUGCCUUUUCCUCACCCUGUGAUGGGUUAGAAAACUCCUGGCUGGGGGUGCGAGGACGUGGGGUUGCCCCCGCCUGGGGUGGCAGACAGGCCGGACACGGACGGCACAAGCGAGAGCAGCCCCUGGGCGGCUCUAACUCACACAGGACAUGCAUUGCUGGACGCUGAAAUAAUCUGAGACCCGCAAAGACUCCAGCCUUAGGAAGGGGGAAGGGGUGGUCUGCCAGCCAGGUCGUGCUGAGCACCCUGGGGCCAGAUCCUGCGCCCCUCCAGCUACCGCUGGAGCCGUCCCCUCUGCUGACAAAGGAGCGGGGCUGGGGUUGCUCCCGAGCACCCGACCCCCUUCCUGCGGCGCUUCCCCGGAGCCAGCCUGGCACCGGCACCGGCACCACGAGCUCGUGGCAGGCUCUCCCCUCCUCUCCUCCACAUUCCCGAGCGCAUCCAAGUUUAGCAGCUUUGCACAAACACGGCUCCCGGCUCCCUCGCGCGGGGCAGCGCCUCGCCUCCCAGCUGGGCUGCUUUUCCUCUUGACAUCCCUCCAGCCAAACCCCAACAGCCCGUGUCCUAUUUCUGGCGGCUCCCGGCACAAACCAAUGGGGGAGCGAGCCAGGGAAAGGCCUCCUAUAUAGACCCGCGGUGCCCGGGACUUUCCAGUUCCCCAUCAACCUGCUGCGGGACUGCACGGAGCCGGGCCGAGGAAGGGGAGACCAGGCCAGGCCAGGCCACGGGUGGGACCUGUCCUGCGCCGUGCGCCGAGACCCCGGGGCAGGCGAGAUGGUGGCCCUGGCGCCUGCCCUGCUGCUCCUGGCUGCGCUGCACUGUGCCGGGGCUCCAGCAGAGCCCGAGGAGAACGAUUCUCGCCUGGCCAAGACCAAGCCACUGGGAAAGCGCAGGAAAAAGGUGCCCAACGGGACUGGUCCUGACGUGGACACAGCAGGCACCGAGUGGACCUCCUGGUUCAACAUCGACCACCCGGGCGGGGACGGCGACUACGAGACCCUGGAGGCAAUUCGCUUCUACUACCAGGGCCGCGUGUGCGCCCAGCCCCUGGCCCUCGAGGCCCGCACCACCGAGUGGGAGCUGCCACGGGACGUGGGCGAGUUCGUGCACGCCAGCCCCCGCAAGGGCUUCUGGUGCAUCAACCAAGAGCAGCCCGAGGGCAGGACCUGCUCCAACUACCACGUCCGCUUCUUGUGCCCCUUGGAGCACGCGUACUGGUCGCACUGGUCGGCCUGGAGCGCCUGUUCCAGAACCGCCUGCGGGAGCAGCGGGAUCCAGACGCGGCACCGCGCUUGCGUGAACCCCCAGCCCCUGGCGCGGCCGAUGGACAGCGAGUGCGCGGGCAAGGCCCUGGAGCGCAGGGUGUGCAGCGCCGGGCCCUGCGCAGAGGCCACGUGGGGCCCGUGGGGCGCCUGGAGCCCCUGCUCCAAGACCUGCGGCAGCGGCGGGAAGCGACUCCGGCGCCGGAGCUGCAAGAAAUCCAGGACGUCACGCUGCGCCGGCCGCCCCUCGGAGGUGCAGAAGUGUGCCCGGACCCCCUGCCCAGCCUGCCAGCUGACCUGCGCCGCGGGCAAGGCGAACAAGGACUGCAGCGGCUGCACCUGCCCGGACCACACGCUGCUGGGCACCGUGGUCUCGGCCGAGGGGUCGGCCCUUGCCAACGCCCGCGUCGCCCUGCAGGACCGGCCGCAGGCCACGCUGGCCCGGACUGACCAGCGCGGCCGCUUCCGCGUCCCGGGCGUGUGUGCCGGCAGCGCCGCCAACGUCACUGUCCAGCUGGAGCGGUUCUCCCCGGGCGCGGCCCCCGUCAUCGCCAGCGGCCCCCAGACGUCCACGGUGCAGGUCACACUCCGCAGGCUGGAGAAGCCCUACAUGGUGAUGCACCCCGACUCGAAGGUCCGGACCGCCGGGCAGCAAGUGACCUUGUGCUGCAAAGCCUCGGGCACCCCCGUGCCCAGGAAGUAUUACUGGUACCACAACGGGACCCUGCUAGACAGGAAGGUUUACCGGUACGACGGGCGCCUGGUGCUGAAGGAGCUGCAGCCGCGGCACGCCGGUGCCUACCACUGCAAGGCCAGCUCCGAUGCGGGCGCCAUCAAAUCUGCCAUCGCCCGCCUGACCGUGCUGGGCAAGGGGCAGCCGAGCUGCCGGGCCCGGCCGGAGCAGAGCCUCAUCCGGCUGCCCGGCGAGUGCUUCCCAGAUGCCUCCGGCUCGCCCUACUACGACGUGGGGCGCUGCCCCGCCACGCGCUGCGCCGGGAGCCUGGCUGAGAAGCGGCAGUGCCGGGACGACAAGGAGCGCUGCUGCGGGGUCCGGCGCAUGGAGCUGCGCGAGGUCCGAUGCGCCGGCUACGUCCUGCCCAUCAAGGUGGUGGCCGAGUGCGGCUGCGAGACGUGCGCCCAGCCCAAGGUGCUGGUGCAGGGCCGGGUGGUGGCGGCCGAUGACGGGGAGCCCCUGCGCUUCGGCCAGGUCUUCCUGGGCCAGAAGAGCAUCGGGUUCACGGGCUACCAGGGCGCCUUCACCAUCGAGGUGCCCCCGGGCACCCGCCGCCUGGUCGUCCGCUUCGUGGACCCGCUGCAGAAGUUCCUGGACACCGUCAAGGUGCUGCCUUUCGAUAGCCAGGGCAGCGCCGUGUACCAGGACGUCCGGGUGAUGCGGAAGAAGACCCCCAUGGAUCUGGACGCUGCCCAGACCAAUGCCCUCCCGCUGGGGGAGCUGGCAGGCGAGGGGCCGGUCGGGGAGCUGGUCUUCCCGGCCGGCGCCUUCCGCCGGGCCAGCGGGGAGCCGUAUAACGGCACCGUGAAAGCCAGCGUCACCUUCCUGGACCCCCGGGACGCAGCCACGGUGGCCACGGCCUCCAGCGACCUCAGCUUCGUCAACGCCGAGGGCGACAUGGUGCCGCUGCGCACCUACGGCAUGUUCGCCGUGGACCUGCGCGCCAGGGCAGGCGGCGAGAGGCUGCAGGCGAGCGGCGUGGAGGUGCGGAUGGACGCGGGGCAGGUCCGCAUGCCCGAGCACCUCCCCAAGAUGAAGCUGUGGUCGCUGAACCCCACGACGGGGCUGUGGGAGGAGGAGGGCGCUCUCCGCCCGGCCCCGGCCCGGCGGGGCAAGCGGGAGGAAAGGACCUUCCUGGUGGGCAACCUGGAGAUCCGGGAGCGACGGCUCUUCAACCUGGACGUGUCCGAGAACCGGCGCUGCUUCGUCAAGGUGCGGGCGUACGGCAGCGAGAAGUUCAGCCCCCUGGAGCAGCUGCAGGGAGUGGUGGUCACCCUGGUCAACCUGGAGCCGCGGCCCGGCUACCCCGCGAACCCCCGGGCCUGGGGCCGCUUCGACAGCGCGGUCACGGGCCGCAACGGCGCGUGCCUGCCCGCCUUCUGCGACGGCCAGCGGGCCGAUGCCUACACGGCCUACGUCACCGCCACGCUGGGCGGCGAGGAGCUGGAAGCCGCGGCCUCCCGGCCCAGCCCGGACCCCAGCACGGUGGGGGUGUCCCAGCCCUAUUUGAGCAAGCUGGGCUACCGCCGGCUGGACCACACCGACCCGCGCGCCAAGAAGACGGCCUUCAGGGUCAACUUGGCCAAGCCCAACCCCAACAACGUGGACGAGGUCAACGGGCCGCUCUACCCCUACCGCAGCUUGCGGGAGUGCGAGGAGGCGCCCGUCAGCGCCAACCACUUCCGCUUCUCCCGGGCGGAGGUGGACAAGUACGAGUACAACGUGGUGCCCUUCGAGGAGGGCGACCUGACCUCCUGGACCCGGGACUACCUGGCCUGGUGGCCCAACCCCCAGGAGUUUCGGGCUUGCUACAUCAAGGUCAAGGUGGAAGGGCCCCAGGAGUACAUGGUGCGGUCGAGGAACGUGGGCGGCAGCCACCCGUGGACGCAGGGCCAGCUCUACGGCCUGCGGGACGCCCGCAGCGUCAAGGACCCCGAGCUGGAGCACAGCUCGGCUGCCUGCGUGGAGUUCAAGUGCAGCGGGAUGCUCUUCGACCACAGCGGCAUGGACCGCACCUUGGUCUCCAUCGUCCCCCAGGGCAGCUGCUACCGCACGGCCACCAACAGCCUCCUGCGGGAGUACCUAGGCCGGCACCCGCCCGCGGCCCCCAACAACGACACCAGGGCUUUCCACAUGCUGGCGCCCGUCGACCCGCUGGGCCACAACUACGGCAUCUACACGGUCACCGACCAGAACCCGCGGCUGGCCAAGGAGAUCGCCAUCGGCCGCUGCUUCCACGGCACCUCCGACGGCUUCUCCCGGGAGAUGAAGUCUGAGGUGGGCACGGCCGUGACCUUCCUGUGCCAGGAGCGCCCGGCUGGCCGGCAGAGCCUCUUCCAGCGCCUGCUGGAGGCACCCGCCGAGGCCCUGACCGAGAUCCGCCAGGAGAUGGGGAGGAGCGGGCAGCCGUAGGCGGUGGCCUUCGCCUCGGGGCUCCGCAGCCUCCUCCCCGGCCCGGCACGGGGGACCCCCAGCAGCCGGUGGAGGAUGAGCCAGGUCCGGGCUCAGCUGUGAGCUGCCCCUUGCUCCAGGCUGACCGUCCCCUCCGGCCUCUGCAGCCCCUAACCCUCCGUUUCUCCUCCUUCGCCAUCCUCAGCCGGGUCACAGCUUGCUUUCACCCGCCCGCCUUCCUUGGGGUGCAGCUGGGGUCGGAGGGACGGCGCUGUGGACCGGUCUGGGGGCUUUUUGGAGGGAAGCCCUGUCAGCAGGGGACCAUCCCUGUAACCGCCCGCCUAAGGUGGGAGCCCAGGUGGCCCCGGGAUGCUGGGAACAGAGCCCAGGGAGCGAGGCUCAGCGUCGUCCCCUCCAGCCCCACGGUGACAUCUUUGCCUGGUGCUCUUGGCAGGAUGGGGCCGACCCUGGGUGUAGGGGCAGGACCGGGAUUCCCAGCAUCCCCGAAGCACUCCCCCGCCGCGGCGUGCUUCUGUGUCUGCUUCUCUGCGCACCCCCCUUUCCUGCGAACCCUGCCCCGCGAAGCCGGGGGGCUCGGGAAGGAGCCGCAGACACUUUACGCUCCCACGCCCCACGCUAAGGGGCCGUGAUGCAUGCAGACGCUCACUCCAAGGGGUUAGAAAAUAGCUGGAAACUUUCAGUAGGAACAGCUAAGGCUGGAAGGAAGAAGGCCCCAAACCCACACGCCGCCGCCCUGAUGAGACCUGCCCCCGGCAGCCGAGAGGGAUGGACCUGCCCCGUCGUACUGCCCUGGCCUGGAGGACAGCAGCCACGUGUCCUUGCUGUGACAGUAAUGGGAGGGUCGUUAGGGCCGGACGGGGGGAUCCCCAUCAGCUCCUCCCAGCAGCCCCCGUGCCCCUGUCGGGGUCGGUCGGUGAGGUGCGCUAGUAGUGCCGGGCAGGGAAGGCGCAUGGGUCGUCGGCGUCCCGGUUGCCAGCUGCCCCGUCCCACAAGCAGAGGGGUAGAAGGAGAAACCUCAGGCUUUCCUCCCUAGGCACGACAGCCCGAAGCAGAGCGGCGUGGGUGGCACGGUCCUGCUGGCCACUCUUGCAGAAACGUGGAUGUUUUUCUUGCUGGGGUCACUUGACCCACUGACUUCCUGCCCCUGGCGGGGGGCUGGACUCGAUGAUCCCCGAGCUCCCUUCCAGCCCCCAUGUCUAUGCAAUCUAUGCAAUCCCAUCCUGCAGCUCAGGCCAGAGCGGGCACAGGUGGCGGAUGCAGGCGUCUGGCCCCGAGGGCUUCAGCGGUGCUGGGAGGCACCGGGGGCUGUUCGAUUUCCAAAGACCAGUGUUGGGAUUUGUAUCCGAUUUUUCGUAUGAUUUUUCUUCAUCUUCCACCCAGACACCAAUGCACAACGACCGUCUGUUUUCAAAAUCCAGCUGGUGGGGAUUUACGCAAAAGUCCAUAUAUCUGCAUGGCGACAACCAACACCCCUGUAAACUGGCGGGGAUGCACUUCCUGCAAAGCUUUGGGGUUUGGGUUUGCUUGACCUUUUCCCGUGGAAGAGAGGGAGGAGCUGGGGGUGGGGGUGGAAGAGGUGGCAUCCGCUGGCUGGCAAAGCAAGGGGCACAAGCACCGCUGGCCCCUGCCCUGCUGAAGCCUCUGCUCCCGUGCUAAAGACAGACAGACGGCGUGGUCCCGGCCCCGAAACAGCCAGGCCGAGACGUCAGACAGAUCCUUCCACGGACACGGGGACACCCACCCCUGCUCCUGCCUCCCAGCUGGGGCCAGACUGGAAACAUGCACCCACUGCCGGGCUCAGCCCCCAAAACGGGGGGCCCUACCAGUCCCGGUGCGUGCCCAGGACGGCUCCCACCCUGCUGAGCCAGCCAAAGGCAUCUCACGGGGCGGGGGCGGGCGCCUCGAGCCCCAGUGCCCGGUGCAGGACGGUCUCGUGCACCAGAGCGGGUCGCCGGCUCGCACGCGUCUGUACGUUAUUUAUUAUAAAAUACAUGGUUGUUCUCACUGGUCUGGAGGAGCUGUUUCCCUGCACGGCAGCUGGGCACGUCGUGGGCUCCGCUCGCCCUGCCGUGGUGGACCCGCCUCCCUGUCUGCCCAUGAAGCAUCUGUCCCCCCAAACCAUUGUUAGGCAGGCCACUGGGCCCCUUUUCACUCUGCUCCUCCACCUCCAGCCAGCCAGCCAGCCACCCGGCCCAGCCAUCCAGUCCAUGGCUAGCCGGUCUGUGCACCCCUUCUGGUAUCUCGCCACCCAGCCAUCAGCCCUGCUCUCCAUCCUCCAGGCCAGCUCCCCACUUCUCCGGACCCCCCCGGCCAGGAGGGAUCAUUCAGCAUCCCCAGAGCCCUGCCACUGUGCAGCGACUCGCUGGCAUCUCUUUGGGUGAACGGAGGGGACGGACCGGGGGAGACUCAGCUGAGACCGGCGCCAGGGGCCAGCCAGCCCCGGUGUCUGCAGGGUGCAUUUAAUCUCUCCGGGCCGUCCCCUUUGCUGCUGUGACUUGUGGAGCAGCAGCGACGCCAGCGUGCGUCUGGGACGUGCCCCCGGGAACGCCAUCCGGGUGGAGCUGAGUCAAGCUGGGGUCUGGUUUCCCUGGGCAGAGGCAAGCCGGGAUCACAGCCAGCUCAGGGCAGGGGCCCCAGGUCCGAGCUAAGCCAUGGUCCAUCAGCCAUGGGCCCCCGAGACCCGGCCUGGCUCCUCAGAGCUGCGGUGGCUGGAAGGCGGCAGGCCUGGCUGCAAGGUGGGAGGGCACCAGCACUGCCCGGGGCUGGCUCCAGUGGGGCUCGGGCUCCCCUGUGUCCAGCCCUGGUCCCUCCCCAGUCUCGUCUGUCCUCACACCGAUCCGGCCACCUCCUUUGUGCAAUGGCCCAGCUGAGGUUGGCACCAGGCUCCUCAGCCCCCUCGGUCCUUCCGAUCCAUCACCAGCUCUCCUCUCCUCUCCGACCCACGGGCCAGCCCAGCCUCAGCCUCAGCCCCUCUGCUCUCCGCUCCCUCCAUCCCGCCGCGGCCGGUGCUUUGGGGCAAAGCAGCGCCUCGGUUGAGCUCACGCCUUGUUGCGCACGUGGUAUUGGAAUAAAAGCAGCAUGUCA
Alligator mississippiensis (American alligator) is the source of this 7594-nucleotide messenger RNA. It is a transcript of the gene CILP2, whose product is annotated as cartilage intermediate layer protein 2. The transcript is spliced from 9 exons. NCBI's taxonomy places the organism in Eukaryota, Metazoa, Chordata, Crocodylia, Alligatoridae. Bases 878 to 4510 code for a protein of 1210 amino acids. The record is from RefSeq and is a predicted model, not a curated record.